Molecule: messenger RNA, 573 nt
Organism: Colletotrichum destructivum
Lineage: Eukaryota; Fungi; Ascomycota; Sordariomycetes; Glomerellales; Glomerellaceae
Product: Putative NUDIX hydrolase domain-containing protein
Exons: 1
Coding region: 1-573 (190 amino acids)
Source: RefSeq, a predicted model, not a curated record
AUGGAGUUUCUGUCAAUGUCACGCGAUGAGGUUCGACUACACGUCUCCUCAAGCGGUUCUCUCCCAGUCGAUAAAGUGACGGUUGGUGCCGCUAUCUUGCGGCAUGGCACUUCAGGUCCUAGCAUCCUUCUGCUCAAACGAAACCCCGAUGAAAAGUACUACCCAAACGUCUUUGAGAUACCAGGAGGCAAGGUGGAUGCGACCGAUCCUACAGUUCGCGAUGCUAUUAUACGAGAAGUUGCCGAAGAGACGCAAUUGACGGUGUUGGACGUCGCAGCGUCGUUAUCCCGCAUAAUGUACACCACCGAGAAGAUAGUGAAGUCGCCGAUCGGGGAGGAUGAAAUCAUCAAGCGUCGCGCUCUGCAGCUGAACUACGUUGUCACAGUGGAAGGGACAGACUUUCAGGUUAACGAAGAGGAACACUCCAUGGGAGUUUGGGCUAGCCGCGAUAUUCUGGAUCAAAUACCCAUUACUUCGGAGAUGGGAGCAUUGGUAUCAGAGGUUCUGGGCUUGGAAGAAGGUCAGUCUGCCGUGGCCGGCCAUGCCUCAGGUGUGGUUGGAUGCACUCAAUGA